This is a messenger RNA of Sarcophilus harrisii (Tasmanian devil), 816 nucleotides long. Its product is annotated as selenoprotein N-like. NCBI's taxonomy places the organism in Eukaryota, Metazoa, Chordata, Mammalia, Dasyuromorphia, Dasyuridae. Bases 141 to 434 code for a protein of 97 amino acids. The record is from RefSeq and is a predicted model, not a curated record. Gene Ontology annotation, biological process: calcium ion homeostasis; skeletal muscle fiber development. The transcript is spliced from 2 exons. Gene Ontology annotation, cellular component: endoplasmic reticulum membrane.
CCUCCCCCUUUGGUCUCCAUUCUGUUUCCCCCUUCCUGGUCACUCUUCCUUGGUUUCCGUUCCAUUCCAUCCCUUUGUCACCCCCGUUCUAUUCGCAUCCACAUCCAGGGCUUCCCGGAGGCCGAGCAGAAGCCCCCGCCAUGGCGCGGCACCGGCGCCCAGGCCGCAGCCCUCCGGGGCCCGCAGUCCAUUCACUCAGCUCAUUUUGGAGCCUGGCGCUGCUCCUGGCCUUCCUCUGGGUCGCUGCUACCACCUGGGGCUUUGCGGGCUACCGAGAGGCUCAGACGAGGGCGCAGCGGGAGGCAGUGCUGAAGUCUCUGGGGACAGAAGGCCAAUUCUUGUUUGCCUCUCUGGAUACUGACAGGGACUUAUCCAUCAGCCCUGAGGAGUUCAGACCCAUUGCUGAGAAACUGAGGGAAAUCAACAGAGACUAGAAGUGGAUGGAUGGAUGAUGAACAUAAGAGAAGAGGAAAUAUUGUCACAUCCCCUUAACAUAUAGCUUCAUUUUCCCAUCUGAGCAAUACCCUAUCUUCUCCAAGACAAGAUGAGGGCAAACGAGAAGGCUCCUGGGAAAAUCUCUGGACCUAAAUAUUGAAAAUCAUUAUUAAUGGGCACUAUCACUGAGGAAGAAGAGUAAUCAUGUUGGAAGAAUCAAGGCAAGCUAAUGACUAGUCUUCUCAGAUCCUCAAAGCUCCUUUUGUCUUAGGUUUUAUUAUGAUCUCAGCUGCUCUCAUGAAAUGGAAUUUCAGAUACAUUUAUGGUUGCAGUUUACAAAUGUGUAAAUAAUAAAAGCUUUGGAAGUGAAAUAAGUAUAAA